AAUUUACUCAACACGCCUGUUUUUAUAUUUUAAUAAACAUUGAGAGAUGUCGCGUUUAAAACAAAAGUUGAUAUCAUGCCAGUUCUCAAGACGCCAUUUUGUGCGAAACCGAUACCUGUGGGCAGAAAUAGAAUCAAUGUCCCGGUUAAAUUUUGCUUUGUGGUAGUACUACUACUACUGUACUAAUAUUUAGUAAUAAAUAUUAUUAUUUUUAUUGUAUUAACACAAUAAUAUAGUAGUAGUAGUGCAGUUAUACUAAUUCUGCCCCUUUUGUUAGUAUUAAAAUGGUAAUAAUGAAACCUAUAUCUUGGACUCCUAAUAGUAAUAUUACUAAAUUUCGUUAGUGGCAAGUAGUAAUUGUAUUACUAAUAGUACUAGCACUACUAGUAGUAAUACUAUGCUAGAAUUAUUAUUAUUACUAAAACUUAGAAGUACAAAUAAUAUACUUCUUACAUAUUAGUUACUGCCAACAGUCAUAAGUUCAAGUAGAAAGUUAGAUGUAACAGUCAUACCAUGACAGUGUGAUACACUACAGUGUUAAUUAUAUGAAAUAAAACAGUUUGCUGAAAAGAGUGAUAACCUUUGUAUACUAGGUUUAUAAAUAAAUAUUUUGGGACUGCAUGUGAACAAGGUAGUUAAAAAUUCACCACUAAGAGUAAGAGUGAUGACUUAUCUUGUACUUGUGUAAUAGUUAUGAUUUAUAGUUAUAGAAAAGGCUUUUUUCUUUUCUUUGCAGUUUAUCAGAGAGUGCACUAGCACUAUGUAGGGGUGGCAUGGAUUCCCUUAUUAAAGCAAUACAAAAUGCACUUGGAUCAGAGGCUAGAUAUGAAGAGCUAUUUGGCAUAGUUGCUCUAUAUCCAUUAUAUAUGCUGCUUUUUAUCUAUCUAGAGCAUCCCAAAGUCGAAAACUGAUGGAUAGACUAAACAGAUUUCUUGUUCUCAUUCAUCAUCAUCUUUCUUCAACAGACCUAGUGCUUAUCUAAUUCUUGCAGGAUGAUUUAGAAAAAUUACAAAACUAUGGAUGAUACAGAUGUAGGAGAUGUUGAUGAUCCUAUUAAGGAAGAAGAUCCUGGACCAAGUUUGGCAGACCCUAAUGUUCCUGAGGUUAUUGGACUUCUUUUGUCUCAGUCAGAUCAACAAGAUGAUUCUCAAGAUAAUGAUGACAGUCCUCAUGCUGGGGUUCUAUCAGUGUGUCCAAGUGAAGGUGACAGUUUAGCAAUCAACUGUUCAGUUGGCUCACCUGUUAUUGCUGUGACUACGUCUACACCUCCAUUAAGUAUCUCUGGUGUGGCAUUAGCUGACUCUGGAAUUUCAUUGGUUGAUCAUAGAGAUGUAGCAACUAGAGUGUUAGAAACUAGAACGGUGAAGUUAGAGGAUGGUACAACAGCUUUUGUUCAGUCACUUCCAUCAACAGAUGAAUCAGAUAGCUCUGAAGCUCCCACAAAAUUUUUUGAUGGUCAGGCAGUCCAGUUAGAGGAUGGGACUACGGCCUUUAUUCAUACAACCCCACGAGAAGGUCUUCAGACUAUUCAACUAGAAGAUGGGACUACAGCUUACAUUUCUCCAGUAACUGCUGAACCUCUAUUUGAUGGUGAAGCAUCUGGAUUAGGCUUGGAAAAUUUUGCUGUUGGACAAAUUGGAGAGGACAGUGUAAGUGAAGGAGCUAGAGAUGGAAUUGAAGCCAAAAUGGCAUUAGGUGUUGUAAACAGCCCCUCUACAAGCAGUCCAAGAGCCUUGGCAAUGGGAGAUAGAGCAUUCAAAUGUCCGUAUGAAGGAUGUGGACGAUUAUACACAACUCAGCAUCACCUGAAGGUACAUGAACGUUCCCAUACAGGGUACAGACCUUUUAAAUGCAAUGCACCAGGAUGUCACAAGGCUUUUGCUACUGGCUAUGGUUUAAAGAGCCAUACCAGAGUUCACACAGGAGAAACACCUUAUAAAUGUCCUGAUGAACAAUGUCAUAAAGCUUUUAAAACGUCUGGGGAUUUACAGAAGCAUGUUCGUACCCAUACAGGAGAGCGUCCAUUUAAGUGUCCAUUUGAAGGCUGUGACAGAGCAUUUACUACAUCCAACAUUCGCAAAGUACACAUCCGCACUCAUACGGGUGAAAGGCCAUACAUAUGUAAGGAAGAAGGGUGUGGAAGAUCCUUUGCUAGUGCAACUAAUUACAAGAAUCACAUUAGAAUACACACAGGUGAAAAGCCGUAUGUGUGUAGUGUUCUCAGUUGUGGCAAAAAAUUUACAGAAUAUUCUAGCUUAUAUAAGCAUCAUGUUGUUCACACCCUUACCAAGCCUUAUGUUUGUAAUCUGUGUGGCAAAAAUUACAGACAAACCUCUACUCUUGCUAUGCACAGACGGACAGUGCAUGGAAUAGUAGAGGAAGAGAUGAAUAUAGAACCCACAGUUUCUAUUUCUGAAGAAAGAAGUUUAGUAGGUGCAGAGGAAUCUGGAGAGGAGGCUGAAAUUGCCUCAAAGCAGCCUAGAUUGCAAUUUAGACUUGGGGGAAGUCUUGAAGAUGGAACUGCUAACUUAGUCAUCCAAGGUACAACCUCUCAACAUAUUGCUAUGUUGUCUUCAGUGUCAGACCUUCCUAGCGAAGCAACAGUAAUUGCUCUACAGGGUAACCAGUCAGUCAAUGAACAAGGUGUUCAACAGAUAUUAGUUGUGGCUGAUCCAGCUCAACUGGCAGCUCUCCAGCAACUUGCUCAGCAACAAUUUGCACAAGUGCUUUCCCCUGAGAGCAGCACCGAUGGUGGUGAUUCUGUAUCAAAUCGAUACCUCUCUGGAAAAGGAGCUGAUGGUCUUACCUUAGAUCCUGCUCAAGAUCCUAAACUGGAACAUCCUAGUUCUCAACCUAGUGGAGAGUACACUCUUACUGGAUCUCCUAUUUCAAGUGAAGAUAACUCAGCUCUGGCCCCUCUGACAAGCCAACCAAGUGAUUUGUAAUGUGUCUUUCAUAUUGUGUAGUAUACUUUUUAACUUUGUCAUCUUGCCAAAUGUUGUAGUAUGAAAUAUGUUAUGACCUUUGAUUGUUUAUUUUUGUGUAAAUACACAGCACACCAGGUACUGUUGGUUGGUGUAAUUUUUAUUUAUUAUUGUUUGCUUACAUAAUGUACUAGUGGAAAUCCCAGAAAAUGGAAUUCUGUCAGGUUGAGUUUAGGUACCAAAGUCUAUCAAUAACAUUCACACUCAUUCUAGUAACAGUUUCUUUUAGAGAAAUUAAUGUAAAGUAUGAGGAUUUUAUGUGUAAAUGGAAAAUUGUGGGUUCUGGAUGGCUGCUUUGUACUUACCAUUUUGUUUUCAAUCACAAGAAGCCUUUUGUGAAUAUCAUUAGCUAGAGAAAUGAGAUUAAUAACAACCUUUAAAUAAAAUAUCUUUCAAACUUGAA
This is a messenger RNA of Limulus polyphemus (Atlantic horseshoe crab), 3387 nucleotides long. RefSeq names its product zinc finger protein 76-like. Gene Ontology annotation, molecular function: DNA-binding transcription factor activity, RNA polymerase II-specific; RNA polymerase II cis-regulatory region sequence-specific DNA binding. Lineage: Eukaryota; Metazoa; Arthropoda; Merostomata; Xiphosura; Limulidae. Bases 1017 to 2945 code for a protein of 642 amino acids. The transcript has 12 exons. The record is from RefSeq and is a predicted model, not a curated record. Gene Ontology annotation, biological process: regulation of transcription by RNA polymerase II. Gene Ontology annotation, cellular component: PcG protein complex; transcription regulator complex.